AUGCCUGGCGACGGAGCUUGUGCGUACAGAGCUAUGUUGUACAACCUCGGACUGGACGCGACUGACGUAGAGUUAGUCAAUGGUGAAGUGAUUGAUGCCUUCAGAUUUGUGUUAUACUCACUUGCCGACAAGCCGGAGGAACACGGUAACAUGUUGUUGCCGUAUGCUGAUGGUGCGGGUUGGGGUUAUACGGAGGUACAUAAAUUAACCGGUAAUGAGAUGAUCCACGUCGUGUGGCAGCUGGGUGACGAUGGCGUUGGGAUGCAUGUAGACGCCAUAGAUGACGGAAUUGGUGAGGAGAUGCGCCGUAAGCGCCUUGAAAAACUUGUGGAGAUAGCUAACGGAAAAGCUAUAGCGAAUGUCAGUGUCAGGGACGCUCUCGAUCCUUACGGUAGAUUGACGGAGGUGUUGCGUGGCAAUGACUUGGGUAAUUGUUUCUUGAAUCGAGGUGGUGUCAAGUUGGCGCAGAUGCUCGUUGAUAAUGAGGAUGCGGUGGCUAUUUUGACUAGCGAGAGGUGUAAUGUGCUCGAUUUAGGCGCCGCACCCGGUGGCUUCUCCUCUGUGAUCCGUAAGGCAGCCCCCCACGCUGCGAUAACAGCUGUAUCGGUGGACGGUGGGGUCGCACGCGACGCGCGACUAGAUGAACACGUUACGUGGGUAACGUCUGACAUCUUUGACUUAAAACCGGACGCGUUGAGCGGUCCUUUCGACAUUGUCGUUGCUGAUGCCGCGACGUCUGAUUCUUACACAAACCCAAAACUAUUUAAUAGAGAGGUAGAGUUGGCAAUUUCCGUGCUGGCUGGUGGAGAACCACAAAAAUGUAAGGAGGAGACUCGUCGCACGGCCUCAUUAAUGGUGGCGAUAGAAGCAGCGGGAAAGUGCGGUGUUCGCAACGUUGGUGCGGACGGCACGGGUGUGACGAGCGGUAAAUCGUAUAGUCGUUCUAAGACGCUGGUUUCAUACGCAGUUAGGAUGAGGUCGAAGUGUAUACAAUGUGAUGAGUCCAGUAUCGGGGAUAAUGUUGACUCGACUUCAGAGCGCCUCGUUCUAACUAAGGCCGUGGGGCAGACGUCUAGGUUCUUCAAAGAUAAUACCGACAAUGAGAGUUGUGUCUCUUCGUCCUACAGCUCGGUUUGUGAUGUUUUGUCGCUAUCCACUGUGGAAGGCAGAGGUUUACGCAAGCGCCCCAUAGCCUUGUUUGGUGACGAGGACGUGCCUGUGAUAUAUUUCUCGUAUUGCGAUACAUCAGGUACAGGAAAGGUAUUGAUCUCUCCGGGUAUUAUGUUGAAUGGCACCGACAUGCGAACGUCGAUAGAGAGGUCCGUGUAUUCAUCGUUACCCACAGUAGUGAUGGAACAUAUGGCGGGAGAAUUACCUGCUAAGGUCCUUGUUACAGGAUCCAAAAAGGACAAGAUAGUUAUCCUGUUGGACUUAAGUGACUCUGAAACUUUUAAGAACCUUCAGUACGAGUUUUUCGACGGUCUGCGGGGAAUGGCGUUGGCGAAGGAUCUCGGCGCACGAGUGGUGGUUGUGGAUACGAUGUACGGUUUGGCUGCGAACCUAAUACCACCGAUAAACUACUACCUGUCGCUGUCUAAGAGCCAGUCCACACGGCGCGUUGCGUCAGCGUUGCGUCGACGCAGCGCUACCACUGCGUUGUUUUACAUACAAAUAACCAAGGUGUUCACACGGCGCGCUGCGUCGUCGCAACGCACACAUGACGGACAGCAGCCCCCGAGACGAAGCGGGAGGGGGUGUACUCGUGCGACGUCGGAGCGUCAGCGCUCAGGUAAAAUGAAUACCAUUGAAGAAAUUGACAUAGAUUACUUGAUUACAUUGAUACAGGAAAGGGAAAUUAUAUGGGACAAGUCAAACGUAGAUUUUAAAAAUAAAAAUUUAAAAACAAAAGCCUGGGAAGACAUAUCAAAAGUUUUAUUUCCUGAUUACGAGAAUUUCACAGCUGAACGAAAAAAUAAAGUUGGUAAUGAUUUAAUAAAAAAAUGGAGAAGUGUAAAAGAUAAUUACUUCAGAUAUUCAAAAAAAUUAAAAGAAGCAUCAAAAUCGGGCUCGGGCGCUACGAAACUGAAGAAGUAUCAUUUAUACAAUCAACUCCUUUUUUUGAGAAAAGUGGAACAAAAUGCCACCGAAUCUAGCUUAGACUCGCCUAGAGAAAUCAACAAUGAAUCUACGUCUACAAAUGAUGACAUUACCACAGACAACACUCCGCGCUAUGUUCCAGUCGCGCGCAAAAGGGCAAUGCAAAUGGAUGAGUUUGAAAGAGAAGGACUAAAACUUCUCAAGGAGCCGGAAAAUCGCCAUAUGUCCUUUUUCAGAGCUAUAUUGCCAUCUAUUCAAGAAUUUUCCGACCGAGAAACUCUCCGUUUCCAAAGUAAAGUUAUACAAAUUAUAGAUGAAAUGCGGUAUGGACAAACAUCAUCAUAUGUGAGUGGCCCAUCAACGUCUCACCAACCACCAUAUGGGUAUCAAACAGCAAAUUUUCAAAGUACAUACAUUUCUGAUUUUAAUAAUUCAAUUACAUCUCCAGAAACAUCUCAAGCAAGUGAAGAAACUGAAUACGAUUUUUCUAAUUUG
Messenger RNA from Brenthis ino (lesser marbled fritillary), 2592 nucleotides. Lineage: Eukaryota; Metazoa; Arthropoda; Insecta; Lepidoptera; Nymphalidae. The record is from the annotation of a GenBank genome assembly.